Messenger RNA from Branchiostoma floridae (Florida lancelet), 6122 nucleotides. RefSeq names its product activating molecule in BECN1-regulated autophagy protein 1-like. Bases 341 to 4660 code for a protein of 1439 amino acids. NCBI's taxonomy places the organism in Eukaryota, Metazoa, Chordata, Leptocardii, Amphioxiformes, Branchiostomatidae. Gene Ontology annotation, cellular component: intracellular membrane-bounded organelle. The record is from RefSeq and is a predicted model, not a curated record. Gene Ontology annotation, molecular function: protein binding. The transcript has 15 exons. Gene Ontology annotation, biological process: autophagy.
CUACGGGAUCUUGGGCCUGACCGCAGCCAUAUUGAAUUUAUGUCGUCCAGAGAAGUUGCAGACGUCUGAGAUCAUCUCUGCCUCCACUUUUGUUUAUGCACCGGCAUCUCCAUAAUACCAUCGCAAAAAUGACGUUUGGAGACACUUUCACAAUGAAGCCUCGCUAAAGCAUGCUGUACCAGGCACCAAACGGAUACAGGAAAAGGACUGAAUUCUCUAUCCAGUAUUUUCAGCUCAGCGAUUCCAGGAGCAUAUCAAUUUUUCCCUGGGACUUUGCCUGAUCAAGAAGGCUCAAAUUCCAUGGAAAACAGAUCUUAGUUUAAGAACGGCGAGCUGCAAUAUGUCGAAGAGGAGUAGAAAUGCAAUACCGGCCCUUCAAGGGCGGGAAGUCGGCGCUCCUGGGCAGUAUACGCCGCCCGCACUGAGGUUUCUGGCCGAGGACAAGGCUGCUUUGUUUUCCCAAGACAACCAGGCUGUGAAGCUCCCGGGAGAUGCCAGGACUACAUUCCUGAUGGCCUUCAGCCAUGAUGGGACACUGAUGGCUUCUAGUCAUGGCGAUCACAACAUCCACGUGACAGACCUGCGCACGGGAAAGUGUAUUCGCACUCUGGUUGGCCAUUCCCGCACGCCCUGGUGCGUGACCUUUCACCCCUCGUCCAACGAGAUUCUGGCAUCAGGCUGUCUGGAUGGGGAAGUCAGAGUUUGGGACCUGCAUGGUGGGAGUGAGAGAUGGACGUCCGAGUCCAACACUGUGAUAGCGUCCCUUACCUUUCACCCCCUGGACCAAGUGUUGGUGAUUGCCACGGGCAACGCUCUCCACUUCUGGGACUGGAGCCAGGACAAACCGUUUGCCUACGUCAAGACAGCACGGGAGACUGAGAAGAUAAGACUUGUCAAGUUUGAUCCACUCGGUCACCACUUGCUGACAGGGAUUGCCAAUGUGCCAAAUGUCCGGCCCUUUGAUGCAGGAGUAGUGCAGGUGGACAGCUCGGACUCGGAGACAGACAUGCUGCCUGAGCCUGACGACUCGGAGCUGCCGCCCCGCAUGUCCGUCUGGGACCGGCGCUCGCGCGUCCUCCACCGCCUCCACUCCAUGGAGCAGGACCUGCGGCGCCGCCUGGAGCUCCUCAGCAGCGCUGCAGCCCGCCUCGACCAGAUGGAGAACGAGAUGCGCAACAUGAUGGGGUCGUUCCAGGGUCAGGAGCAGGGCAUGCUGCCCAGGGGGCGGGUUUCCGCACGGUCCCUAGCGGAUCCGACCGCCAACCGUGCCGACAGCACUGCCAUCAGGGCCAGGAGAGGGGGAAGUAGUAACAUGCCUCCCAGUUUACAGGGAACGGCGGGCAGGGCUUCGUCAUCCAGCCUGCACGAUCUGGACGCCCGGUUAUCCAUCAACCACCAGAGGAUACGCAGAACGCAGGAGUUCAUCGAUAGGUUACGGGCUAGGCUUGGACUCCAGCCGUCCUCAACACUCAGCAGGUACGAGAACUUUCCGUCCGACGAGGUGCCAGGAUUGGGCAGCAGGCGUGGCUCUGAGAGUAGUCAAGACAACCGGCUGAGAUUGACAGCCUCCCCAUUUACCACAAGUAGCUCCAAUGACACUGGUAGUGGUAGCCGGAGAAGUCUGCAGUACCGGUCUAGCAUCAGACGUAACUUUGCCAGCCAGUCUUCUGCAACCAGUGCAGAACUGACAACCUCUGUCAGUGUACACAAUGCUGGCACAAGUAACAUGAACAGACCGGGGGUUAGCUAUAUUUCGAGAGGCUGUGGGAGUAGGAAUUCUUUCGGUAAUGUAAAUGGCCAAGACAUCUCUGCUAAUGGCAGUGCAAAUACCACAAGUAAUGGUGGUGUGAUGACUCAAGGCACCAGCGUAAGCACUUCUGGUGUGACCCUGCCAGAAACUGGUACAAACACAGGCAGUAGUGGUCCUAAUGUGCCAGACACUAGCAGUAACACCACUGGUGCAAGUGGCUUCAGCACACCAGUUUCUAACGGCAGAGACAAACCCGGCAAUGUUGCAAACACAUCAGAUGUGAACACAAUAAAGAACUCCAUAGGUAGUGAUGUGACACAACCCUGCAAUACUAACUGUAACAUCAAGAAGGAGCCAGCAUCCAUAACUGGCACAAAUACUGGUAAUGUCACAAGGUCCAGGCAGACUAUGCAUGAUGCUGAAAGUAACGCCAGGGGAGGAACUUUUCCUCCUGGAGAGAACACCUCUCGCAGGCAGGCGGCAGAAGGCCUGCUUGACCUUGGAAACCCGUCCCCUGGGAGACCUCAGUCAAGGUCAAACACCUCCCAGACAAAUGCUAUUACUCACGAAAGGAAAGACCCCAAGCAUCUUUCCAGUGCAAAUACGGGUACAACUCCCAGAAACAACAGCAGUACUCCUGAUGCCGUAAGAAAUCCCCCCCAUUUUUGGACACUAGGUUUCAGCACUGGUUCACAGCACGGCCAUGAUAGAGGUUUCUCCCUUCGGCACAGUCGUAACACAAGUACAACAAGCACAAGCACCGCUGCUACAUCUACAACAGAAAGCAGUCGACCCCCUGCGAUGAGCACCAGCACUUCUAUGGUUUCCUCUUUGCUUAGACCAAAUCAAAGAAACCAGUCAACGUCCUCUGUAGAGUCUGUCCGUUCAGGCAGCACCUCCGUAUCUAGAAACAACAGAGAAGCCUCUGGAAACACACAUGCUGAUGGAACUGAGUCAGAGGAAGACCUAGAGCCUCCAGCAAAGAGAGCCAGACGUUCCUUACCUUUACAAAAAGCAUCAACUUCCACAUCAAGCACACCGUCGGAUCUUCCAAACGUGGGCAGAGCUUCCAACAGUGCUAGAGAAGGUGGAAACCAAGCCGUACAGGAAGCAUCUUAUCCACUGUUACCACCACGGGGUGACCGUAGGUCAUCACCGUCAAGCCUGGCUCUCAGCAGAACUUCCAGUGAGUCCAGUGUAGGGGAAGGUAUGCCCGCCCUGAGCGAACAUUUUACGCUGCCUUCCUACCACGAGACAGUUGCUCACACCGGUGGUGCAGAGACAAACAGGGAAACCAGCACAACAAGGGUCACUGCUGCACAAAGCUCCGCUGCUCAAACCACAACAACAGCCUCCCGUACGGACUACGGCGGAUAUGCCAGGAUUGGCUACUUCUCUGCCAGACCAGUGCGGAGGGGGGCGGUCAGGAGAAGCUGGACGGAGAGCCAGCAGUCUGGAGAUGACAUGGAGAGUGCCUCAGGCAUCGAGAGCCAGCUCAGGUACCAGGCACAUCAAGUCAACACCGCCAGGAGGAGGCUGGACUCCCUACGGCUGAGGAGUCUGCGGGCACUCAGGUCUCGGGCACAGAGGGCCAUGUCUGGAGAGAGUCCUUACGAGUCCCCGUCCACAGUGACCAGACCAGUGGUGUGGCAGACCUUCUCCCACCCCACAGAGCCCCAACCACCGGUCAGCAGCACCAGAGCAGGGAGUCUGGAACCCACCUCUGCAGGGGAUGGUACGGUCCAGGAGAGCGCCUUCUCAACUAAUGUGCCAUCACGCUUCUAUGGCCAACAUACCAGGUCAGAGAGCCAUCGCAGCCCCCUGGGGUACAUCAUGCGCAGACAUGCACUGAAUGAAGGAGACAGGGAAGGAUCAGAUCGCGGUAGUGAGCGGGUACGGCGGAGGCUUCACGGUCGUUUCAGACACCACACGGCUGGAUCAUCAAGGGCCCAGCCACGAGUAGAGUACGUCCACCCCCACUACCGCAGUGUUUUCCAUGGCUCCCAUCGACCAUCCAAUGCCGUCCACUCUGCUAUUAACAGGGCCAUUGCUGGAGCCUUUAUCGGUACAGGAGAGUCCGCAGUGGCCAGUAACAUAGUGAAUACCACCCAUCGUCUGCAGUGGUGGGACUUCACCAAGUACCAGCUGCCUGAGAUCAGUGAUGCCAGUGCAAAUGUGAUCGUACCCCACUGUAAGAUCCACAACGAUGCCAGCAUUGAUAUCUCCAAGGAUGGCUGUUACCUAGCAACCUUCAUCCCCAGUCACCGUGGUUUCCCUGACGACGCUGUCCUGUCCAUCAUCUCUCUGCAGAAGGACACUCUCGGGGACAUCCUGUAUGCCAAGAGCUUUGCUGCUUCCUCAGGUCCCAAUGCCAUCUCCGUGAGUAUCUCUCCCCUGGGGAACUACGUCCUGGUGGGGCUGGCGUCGCGCAUGCUUCAUUGGCAGCUGGUGGACAAACAGAUGGUGGCCCAAGUCUUCCAGCUCAGACCCGCCGCAGAGAAGGCUCUGGAGGGGACUCUUGUGCAUGUUCAGAACGUGAUGCACCACUGUGACCCUGAGAGACGGAGUCAUGUGAGUGUGAACUCUGCCUGCUGGCUCCCGGGUACAGGCAGGGGCCUGGUGUACGGCACCAACAGGGGACAUCUACAGAUCUGUCGGCUAGGGUAUGAGCCCGGGAGCCAGCAGGAGCAGCCGGAAGAGCCCAGACUGGGGCCAGCGCAGAACCCGUUUCCUCCCGGCAGCGGCGGGGGCGGCAACGCUCGCAUGACGGCCCGGCGCUUCUCCGUAGCUCAGCGGGUGGUGAGGGAGCGAGGUGUGCAGCACCCCAUGACCAACUCCACUGCCACGCAGACCCCGCCUGGUAUGACGUCCGCGGGGACUCAGACUGAUCAAGAUAUAUCCUCCAUAUAACACAAAGGAACAAAAUAUAUGUGCUUCAACUUUAACUAUGGUACGAUUUACUAGUAUGUUUAUGUCUGCAGUACUGUAAAGCCUAUGUAAAGUUCUGUACAUAAUAUCUGUACAUAAUAUAUGUUAAAUGCUUAAGACUAGAGCACAAAGUCUCAGUAAUGCACUUUUCAUUGUAAACCUCCCUUUUCCCUUGAAUACCGACCCUGACAAGUGCACUGCCUUCCCGUAUGUCUUCAUAGUGUUAUUUGGGAGAGCAACUAUAUAGAAUACUGCGUCAAGAUAUUUCUGUUUCCACCCUCUGUACAUAAGCGAAUUUACUGGUAGCCAAGAGAUCACCCUACUUAUAUAAAAGUAUACAUGCUUUGUAAUAUAUGCACUUACCUUUCUGUUAUACAUCAUGCUAUCUGGAAAAUUAUUUUUGAAGCAAUAGAUACUACUUGAUAUUUAAUUUCUUUGUUUACAGGUUAUCGGUGAUAAGAUCAGAAAAGAACUGUAGUCGUUUAUGAAGACACUAAGUUUCAGGAACUGUGAGAUUGUAUUUCUUAAGUCUUUGAGAGCAAAGUAACAGAUUUAUCAGUGCUUAUCAUUUUCUAAGCAAUUUAAGACUCAAUUGACAGUAGAUGAUAAGUCGCAAUUGGUUUCACAGAAUGGUUUUGUUCUUGUUUUUUUUAAUAACGUUUUGAGGAUGGAAUGAAUUAUUUAUGGCAUUCUGAUGAUUAAGGCCAUGCACAAGUAUUAUUUGAUUUUAGUUAGACAUAUUACUGUUAGUUGUGCCCUUUCCUUAAUCCUUAAGUUUUACUGCUGGCCGACUGAUCGGUGUUGUUCCAAAGGCAAAACAUUGCUAGAGGGCCCUACACAUGAGUCAGAUUACACAAUGUAUGAGACAUUGGUGAAGUUGUGCCAUUUGUGAUAUAAUAUGUAAGGUAGUGACUGCACCAUUUGAUAUAUUUUGUGUCUCACAAUAACUAUAAUACUACUAUUGAUCUUGAUGUCAAGCCUUCUUUAUGUAUGCAAUGUAUCAUAUUGGCAGCAAAUAUUUUAUGUUGCACAAGGCAAAGUUUAAUUUAUAUUGAUAGGUUUUCUUUAUUGCAAUUUCUCAUGCAUGGUUUAGAUUGUAUGACAUAGUUGAAAGUCCAAGCUAGUCAAAUAUGAAAAUUGAGAUUUGCUUUGCCAAAGGCACAAUGCGUGUAAAUAUUAUAGUAGCAUUAUGGACUGUACAUUGCAGAAAAGGGGACUGCAGUGUUGGUUACAAAGUUACAGAAAUUUUGUAUUUGGAAGGAAAAUUGAAAUUGCAAAGUAAAUUAUUUGACAGCUUGGCAAUGUGCAAUUUAUUUCUUUGUUACAGCUAUAAAAUCUGUUUUGAUUUUUUAGAAAAAAGCAUUAUAGAGGUAUGAGAAAGCUUCUUGCUGAUUGGUGGCAGUAUUUGUUUGAAAUAACUGGGAAAAUAAACGGGGAUUUGGAC